This is a messenger RNA of Anarrhichthys ocellatus (wolf-eel), 3743 nucleotides long. RefSeq names its product thyroid hormone receptor interactor 6 (gene trip6). The transcript has 11 exons. Gene Ontology annotation, cellular component: focal adhesion; stress fiber. The record is from RefSeq and is a predicted model, not a curated record. NCBI's taxonomy places the organism in Eukaryota, Metazoa, Chordata, Actinopteri, Perciformes, Anarhichadidae. Gene Ontology annotation, biological process: cell-cell adhesion. The coding region runs from base 143 to 1915 and encodes 590 amino acids.
ACACAGAGCAACAGCAGUUACGUCACACAUCGGGAAUGCAGUGAGGAGCUGCCGCUGCUGCUAAAGGCCUCAGGAUCCGUCACAAAAUGAGACUGAAGGGAAGAGGAGAGCCACUGUGAAGGUACUGUGAAAGAAGCCUGCCAUGUCCGGUCCCACCUGGCUUCCCCCGAGGACUCUGGAUAGCCCCGAGCGAGCCGUCCCCCAGAUGUCUCACUCCGCUGGCUCAGCAAUCUACCGAGCCCCCAACAAGAAGGGGACGUCCGACUUCCGGCCAAAAUAUGGCCCCUACGACCAGAACGGUGGAGGAGGAGGAGGAGGAGGUGGUGGUGGAGGAGGAGGAGGAGGAGGAGGUGGUGGUGGUGGAGGAGGAGGUGGGAUGGCCAACAGGUACAUGGCUACCGGACCCACAGGUGGGCCCAUUCAUCACUCGUCUAGCGAUCACUAUUACUCCCCUCCCCAUGGUCCCAAAGAAGACCGCACCUGGAGCCCUCACAUGGACAGCUACGAGCUGAUGCACCGUGGUCCUGAAAAGCCGGCGAGCUAUCACUCCAAAAUCGACGCCGAUAUCGACUCCCUCACCAGUAUGCUCGCUGAUCUGGACAGCCACCCGCAGGACGCCAGCACACAACUGUACGACAACGUGCCUUAUAACAAGUACCUCUCAGGGGAUCACUACAAGCCUGCGCACCAGAGUGCGGGUCCUCCUCCGGGUCGGCCGUCCAUGGGCUACCCCCCUCAUCCCCAGAGCCAAUACCACCCAGCGCCCCGCUACCCCAGCGAGCACCAGCCCCCUCAGUACUCCACCUCCCACCAGCCGGACUACUACUCCCCCUCUCCGACCCCGAAGCCCUACCCUCAGCCCGUCCCGGCCUCCUACACCACGGCCUCGACUCCGACCGGGCCCAGGUUCAGCGUCCAGGUGAAGACGGCUCAGCCCGUCACCUACUCCCAGACGGGGAGGCAGGCCGAGCAGGCCUACACCCCGCCCCCUCCUCGCCAGCACGUGUCCCGGCCCCAUCCCCAGACGAGCCCGCAGGGCUGGUACCCGCCGCAUCCCGGCUCGCAAGCUCAGGAGAUGCACUCCGAGGUGGUGUACAAGGGGAGCGCCGCAGGACCGGGAGGAAGAGUUAUGCAGGCGCCACAGUCCAAGAGAGGGAUGGAAAAUCACCAAACAGGGUCGGGGGCUGCGCAGAGUCCGGCUUAUCAAUCCAGCAAGCAGGGGAUGGCAACAACCAGGCCAGAGGAAGAGUUGGAUCGACUUACCAAGAAGUUGGUAUAUGAUAUGAACCACCCCCCUGUCGAGGACUAUUUUGGCCGCUGCGCCCGGUGCGGCGACAACGUGGUCGGUGACGGCAGCGGCUGCAUCGCCAUGGAGCAGGUGUUCCACGUGGAGUGUUUCACUUGCAUCACCUGCCACGCCCGACUCAGAGGGCAACCCUUCUACGCCCUCGACAAGAAGAGCUACUGUGAGAGCUGUUACAUCAGUACGUUAGAGCGCUGUUCAAAGUGCUCCAAGCCCAUCCUGGACCGUAUCCUGCGGGCCAUGGGGAAGGCCUACCACCCUCGCUGUUUCACGUGCGUGGUGUGCAACUGCUGCCUGGACGGCGUGCCGUUCACCGUAGACGCCACCUCUCAGAUUCACUGCAUCGACGACUUUCACAGGAAGUACGCUCCUCGCUGCUCGGUGUGCGGUGAGCCCAUCAUGCCCGAACAGGGCCAGGAGGAGACGGUGAGGAUCGUGGCUCUGGACCGCAGCUUCCAUGUUAACUGUUACAUCUGUGAGGAAUGUGGUCUCCUGCUGUCCUCUGAAGGGGAGGGUCGAGGCUGCUACCCGCUGGACGGCCACAUCUUGUGUAAGAGCUGCAGCGCCUGCCGCAUCCAGGACCUCUCUGCCAAAAUCUCCACUGACUGCUAACGCCGCUAGCCUCCGGCUCAUUAUACACACGCACACACACACUAUUGAUGGUUGCAGACAGGGUGUGCCCCUGCUUUGACCUGCGAGGUGCUUCUUUUUUGUUUUUCUUGCUCUGACUACGACAUAAACUUUGCUAUAGUUCCCUCUGUUGGUAUCCAGCUGUAAUUGUGUUUGCAGAGGAACAUUUUCUGAGUCCUGAUGGAGCGAGCACCUUUUAUUCUGAUGUCCUACUACAUUUACUUUUUUUUUUAUUUUGGUACACAGCUGCCCCAUUUUUCAGCUGUAGUUCAGUAUUAGUGUGACGGUGGCCUGACCUGCAGGCAGCUUGGGCUCCACUUACCAUUUAUCGGUACUGCUCAACUAUUAGCUUGCACAUUAUUAUCUUUGUCAAAAACAAUGAAAGUAUGGAAGGAUAUCACAGAUUAAGACCUAAAAAGAAGAGGGUUUUUUUUGGGCAGAGAGGCAUCUUAAAUGAUAAUUAGACUUGUCAUACAUUUGUAAAACACUAAACGUCAAAAGUUUCCGAACUGCCUCCAGACAAGCGUAUUAAAAGCACAUAAUGCAACAACUGUGACUGUACAUAACGGGCUGGUUUGAUGAUGAAAAUGUCGCCUUCAGUGCAGUGAAUCUUUGCAGAGACGUAGCUUCAUAGCAGGACAAAUGUAGAAGACGAGGAAUGUGUAGUUAACCUUACAAACUAUAGUUUUCUUUUUCCUUUAGCUUUUAUGAAAUGCUAGUACAAUAUUUGCUAGAACAAACUUCUCAACACAAUGUUACAGCAUCAUGUUUAAUUGGAGUUCAUCACAGGAUUGUUGCCAUUUUUUUUUAAUCAUCCACAAUAACAUUUCUGAAUGUCUACGAAACACAAUCUUUUGUUUAACACUUGUUGUUGGUUUGAUACUUGACUGUUACAUUGAAAGCGAUGGUGCAAUGAAGUCGGAUGCUUUCUUUUUGUCUUAGGAAAACAGGGUGUCGGUCACUUGUGUGGUUUGAAAAACACCCUGUUUGAAGUUUGAGCCUCAUGUGAAGAACUUUGUACACGUGUCAUUUGGAGGAAGCAUGAAACUAAAGUUUUACUCAAUUGAAAAUGAUUUUUGAGUGAAUAGAUUUACUUUACAAAUACUUUUACACAUUGGUUGUUCUUUAUAUUUGACUAAAAUAACAGUGGACAUAAAUUUGAUGUAUUUUUACCACACAGACGUUGAUAUUUUUGUUCACCCUUGCACGAGACUUUGGAGCUUCAGUAUUUGUUAUGAUCGUGUUUUAACCUCCGUCUCUCCGUCCUGAUUUUGUGUUUGUUUAACUUAAAGGGCCAGAGCAGCUUAGACGCUUUGAAGGCCUUAUCUCAAGGAUGUCAUUCAGUUUCAUCAUCAUUGUUUUUUAAACUGGGUUCGUCUGUGAAUUCUGCUUUUUCUUUUUUUUUCUUUUUUUUUUUUGGAUCAUGCUAAAACGGUUCCGUUGCGUUUUCUUCGUCUCUUAAUUUAUUUACUGCAUUAGAUCAUCAAGGUUAUCAUUUCAUUCAUGCCCCCAAGUGUCUUUUUUUCUUAUAUAUCCCAGCCCACGCCAACUCUUGUGUCAUACUCUUCAAAUCACAUCAUUUAGUUUUCUUUACACUCAAAUCGUUUAAUAUCCUCACUGUGUUCAGUUUGAAAUGCUGUUAAUUUUGGAGCUUGCAGAUCAAAGCCUGCGGCUCAAAGCAGCAGACGUCGGUCCACCGAUGACUUUAUACGGUGAAGUUACGUUAACGGGGGAGCGCGUUGAACACAUGGGUGGUUUUUCUCCCAAUACCGGUUGUAGUAAAAAAAAAAAUAUUAAAAUGUCAAGUCAA